Laetiporus sulphureus 93-53 is the source of this 1632-nucleotide messenger RNA. RefSeq names its product malic enzyme. Bases 1 to 1632 code for a protein of 543 amino acids. Gene Ontology annotation, cellular component: mitochondrion. The record is from RefSeq and is a predicted model, not a curated record. The transcript is spliced from 10 exons. NCBI's taxonomy places the organism in Eukaryota, Fungi, Basidiomycota, Agaricomycetes, Polyporales, Laetiporaceae. Gene Ontology annotation, biological process: pyruvate metabolic process; malate metabolic process. Gene Ontology annotation, molecular function: NAD binding; malate dehydrogenase (decarboxylating) (NAD+) activity.
AUGACCAUAGUUCUCAACCCCGUCUGGAUCAACGGUGUGCAAAAGCUGAAGGUGGUGCCUCAGCCGCCACCUCGACCGGCCCGUGGCUUGCUUCCGCCCGCUAUGGACGAGGCGACACAUACAGUCCGGUGUCUCCGGCAGUUGCGGUCAAAAGAUAAAAACAUCGAAAAGUACAUUUAUCUCACCCAGCUGAAGGAUGCGGACCACCGCACCUUCUAUAAGCUAUGUCUGGAUAAUAUGUCUGAAAUCACGCCCAUCAUCUACACACCAACGGUCGGCGAUGCUUGCCUGCAGUUCUCACAUAUCUUCAGGAGACCGGAAGGCCUGUACAUUUCAAUCAAAGACAAAGGCCAAAUUGGCAAGAUUUUGCGGAAUUGGCCUCGCAUAGACGAGGGGCGAAUCGCAGUCGUUACAGAUGGUUCGCGAAUCCUGGGUCUUGGUGAUUUGGGGCUGAACGGCAUGCCGAUCUCAAUUGGCAAGCUCUCUCUAUAUGUCGCAGGAGCAGGUAUUCGCCCUUCCUCGACAAUACCCAUCUGCCUCGACCUCGGCACGAAUAAUGAGCAAUUCCUCGCUGACCCUCUCUACCUCGGUCUCCGGCAAACCCGCGUACCGCGAGAAGAGAUGACCGAAUUCAUGGAAGAGUUCAUGCACGAAAUGUCGACCAUCUUCCCGAACCUGCUCGUGCAGUUCGAGGACUUCUCUACGGACGCUGCGUUCACGUACCUCGAUCGCUUCCGGCAGCGCUACCCGCUGUUCAACGACGACAUCCAGGGCACGGGCGCGGUCGUACUCUCUGGGUUCCUCAAUGCUGCGAGGCUUGCGAGCCAGGCAGCGGGGAAGGAGCUGGAGGAUCAGAGGAUUCUGUUCUUGGGCGCGGGAUCGGCGGGUGUAGGGGUGGCGACGCAGCUGACGAGUUUCUUCAAGAUGCAGGGGAUGUCAGAGGAGGAGGCGCGGAAGCGGAUAUGGCUCGUUGAUUCGCAGGGGUUGAUUUAUGACGAGCGAGGACCGAUGGCGGAGCACAAGAAGCAGUUCUCGCGCCAAGACUAUAGCGGACCGCCGAUGAAGAACCUCACCGAGAUCAUCGAGUACGUCAAGCCCACCGCCCUUCUAGGUCUGUCGACGAUCAAGGGCGCCUUCAACCAAUCUGUCAUCGAGACGAUGUCCCGGCUGAACGCCCGUCCCAUCAUCUUCUCUCUAUCGAACCCCGUACAGCUAUCCGAGUGCGAGUUCCACGAAGCCGUGCAAUGGUCCGCGGGCCGCGUCAUCUUCGCGUCUGGCUCGCCGUUCCCAGAGCAGACCCACGACGGCCGCACGCUGUACCCCGGGCAAGGGAACAACAUGUACGUGUUCCCCGGCCUGGGGCUCGGCGCGAUCCUGUCGCGCGCGUCGGCAGUGACGGACAGCAUGGUCGAGGCGUCCUCGCUUGGGCUCGCGGACGCACUGACGCCGGAGGAGCGCGCGCAAGACCUCAUCUACCCACGCAUCGAGCGCAUUCGCGAGAUCAGCGCGCAGAUCGCGUGCAAAGUCAUCCGGGCUGCACAGCGUGCGGGCGUUGACCGUACGGUCGAGCUGAGAGAGCUGUGGGACGACCAGCUCUUGGACUGGGUGAAGGCCAAAAUGUGGAUGCCGUGA